AUGGCGAUCUCCUCGCGCCGCACCGUGGCAUCGGCAUCGCAGGGUGAGGAGCACUGCGCAAUAUGGGGCAUUCGGCUCUUGAGUCUGGGCUUCCUCCUCGCAGUGCGAACUCUUGGCAAGCCGAAAGCUUUACCUACUUGUCCAACAGCAGAGAGCCUGGAUGCUUUUUGGUCCUUGGUUGUGCUCUGCAUAAGCAUGUACAUGAUGGUGGAUUUCGGUGGCUGCCUCUUCUGCGCAUGCAAGCUGAGCUGGUUCGAGUGGCUUGGUGCCAGAAUGGGAUGCUUCGGGCGCACCAUCAAGGCAACAGCACUUGGUCUGGCUGUGUACAGUCUGGUGCUGUACGGGCGAUCUUUCACCUACCACAUCCAAUGCGUGGGAGUUGUGGGUGUGUUCGUCAUCAUCUGCGCAGGGACCUUUAUUCUUGGGAUGCUGGCGUGGUGGGUUCUGGUCGACAGUGACAGGCCGCAGUCACUUGGGGAUGGUGUGGGCGACGAGGAGGCGAGCAGUGUGUGCAACCUGUUUUGUGAACUUGAUCCCUGGCCAGCGCCGAUGAAAAGCCGUGGCCUUGGCAGCCCUGAUGUUACAGAGCUGGCCACGACAGCCUUUCCGAGUUCCCCAGCCGGCAUUACCAUCCCACCUUCACCAUCGAGGCUUGGCCGCAGCAGCGGCAGCAGCGACGGGCGGUCAAUGUUUCGGGUUUUGGAUCGGUCUGGCGAAGUGCUGUAUGCUGCUCGGACGCGGCAAGCAGUCCGGACCUGGUUGAAGCGGAACUUGGACCGCGAGAAGCGAAAGGGAGCUCUGGUGGAGGACCGACCGCGAUCGAAGCGCCGCCUCAAGAAGCAUUCUACUGGGAAGGUAGGUGCAGUGAGCCGCACUCCAAGACCUGCAGCCGAGGCAGACUUUGCAUUGUUCCUCCAUGAGAAAAACCGCAAGCAGGAGUUGCUGGACCUGUGGGCCUUAGACCUUGCUCGAGCUGAAGACUGGAGCGACCUGCACUCAUCGCUCGAUGAGGAUGGCUGCUGCAGAUUAGUGGCCGGCCUGGAAGCUGCGUGGGAGGAGCUGGCCGGCCCAGAGUACCAAGUUUCGCCAGAGGGCCUGGGGAAUUUCGACGACACACGCGAGUGGCUGCCGUGCCUCGGCAUCAAGACGGAUGCAAUUCAGUUUGGAGAGGACUACAGAAGAGAGCGUGACGACGACGACAGAAUCGUCAGCAAGGAUCACCACAACUAUGUCAGGGGCCCGAUAUCACCGAUUUCAUUGCCAGAUGAGUUUGUUUGCUCCGACUUGGUCGCCAUGUGGGCCACGCAGGCUGCUGGGGGCAAGGAGAAAUGCCAAGAAGCCUUCGAGACGCGGCUGCCCAUGCUGAGCUACUCCGACUGCACUCGGGACCAUGUCCGCGUAUUCCCUGUGCCACCCGGUGGUUCUGCAUACAGCCCGCAGACCUGCUUGGAAAAUCCCUUCCAAGUGGAGGAGUUUGCGCCGAGGCUGUUCUCCGAGGUCCGGCGCUGUUCCGGCAUCUCGAGUGAAGCCUACUUCCUCUCUGUUUGCCGGACGGACUUCGAAUUUAUUGAGUUUGGCACCAAUUCCAAGAGCGGCGAGCUCUUCUUUUUCACAUACGAUCACCAGUAUUUGCUGAAGAGCACCUCCGAGCUGGAGGCUACACGGUGCUACACCACUGGCACCACUUUUGCAUCCUCGUACUCAUUCGAGAACCGGAGAUUGUCGCAGUCUUGCUGUGCUUGUGCCUCAGGCGCAGACGUUGAUUCAGAUGCUGCCGCGGUACUUGCAAAGGCUGCCCAGGGUUGCCUCGAGGGCUUGGUGCUUUGUGCAGUCACUUUGCCUGCUACAGCUGGUGGGCGCAUCAGGCUAAAAGAGGAGCCUCGCUCUAUCCUUGGACGAUACCUUGGCCUCUACCGCGUCAGCAUGCAGGGGCAUCCGCCUCGUCUUUUUUUUGUGAUGCGCUCGGUGACAACGCACUCCCUUGGAAUCUCGCACACGUACGACAUCAAGGGGAGCACCCGAAACCGCAUCUCGGACCCGCACGACUCCGUUGGAAAGGACGUGAAUUUCGAUGAGGAAAUGGGGCCUUCCCUGGACCUUCCGCGCGCCAUCGGAGCCGAGGUAGCCGAAGUCCACCAGGCUGACGUCGAGCUGCUGCAGGAGUUUCGGAUUAUGGAUUUUUCGUUGCUUCUGCAGAUUCAUGACAGAACCAAUGGGGCCUUCCAGCAAAGACGCCAUGAGUGCGGAGUGAGGCUCCGGGAGAUCAAGCAGCGACAGAGGUUUUCGUUUCGCCGUGGCCUGCCGGGCCUGCCGAGCCCGCCCUCACGUCGGACACGAACACUGCCGGGAGGGCUGGUGCCUGCAGAUGGCAGGACAGAGGUGCCGGGACAUAGCCCCGAGGUCCACGUCCGUCCUGGCCGUCCGCGACACACAUGGACAUGGCAAGGCACUACCUCGCUCCUGCUUGCAACAGACCCCUCUCCAUCAAUUCCGUCUACUCCGACCAACUGGCUGCCUAAUGAUGGCACCCUCACGCGGCGAGAUGCAUCUAUGGUGUACACCAUGGGCCUGAUAGACAUGCUUGUGCCAUUCAGCGCGUACCCAAAGAUGCAGUACGUUGGCAUGGAAGUCAUAACAUGUGGGAAUGGGACAGCAAGCAGUCGUGUGCCUCCGGACUUCUAUUGUGAGAGGCAGAUUGAGAAAGUGCAUGCCAUGUGCGAUCAGGAGACGCCCUUUGUGGAUUGA
Symbiodinium natans is the source of this 2745-nucleotide messenger RNA. The record is from the annotation of a GenBank genome assembly. Lineage: Eukaryota; Dinophyceae; Suessiales; Symbiodiniaceae.